AUGGCGGAUUUCAGGUCAUGCAUAUUCAAAUGGGCAUUAGACCCGGCCCCAGGGCCUUCAAUGCAAACCUCAGACUCGACGUCAUUCGACUUCAGACCUUAUUUGAACAAGCCAUCGUUUCGAAACAAGACCGACACCCCUAUAUUCCGCAAUUCAAAGGCAUCAGCUAAGAUAGCAGAAGCACAGAACGCGCUCCAAGGCCAAUUCCGACCGACACAGAACACGACUCGAAAGCAAUUGCGACCAGCCGGAGAAGCAAGCGACUCGGACUCGCUGUGCAGCGACUCGGAGGAUGACUACACAAACCCGUUCUCAAACAACGCGAUGCCAACUAUCUCCGACGAUGAACCUCAAACUCGAGGUUCCCUGCCAUCCAUGACAAUGUAUCCUAUGCAAAUGGGCUACAGGGACGUCGCCGACGAAAUCAACCGCUGGCUCGCAAAACACAAACAAGGCUACGGUAUCGUCAUCCAGCGCUCCAACAAAACCGCCUUGGGAUAUGUCCGGAGCGUGACGCUCGGCUGCGAUCGCGGUGGAGCAUACAAGAACAGUCACCAAGUCACUGAGGCUGAUCGUCGACGUCGUUAUACCCGUCCAACGAGGAAAGUUUCAUGUCCAUUCCGAUUUCAGAUUAAGCCCGGAGAUGAAGGGUCGUGGAAGGCGACCAUGGUGUCUGAUGUGCAUAAUCAUCCUCUGUCGGAAGAUGCUGCAGAGCAUGCCAAGCAGAGGCAGUUGUUUUUGUCGCCGGAGAUCAAGAAUGAGAUCAUUACCAUGUUUAAUUCGAAGGUGCCGGCGAGAAAAGUGCUGGCGGAGCUCGAGAAGAAAUACGGCGAUAUCCCGAUUCGGAGGAAGGAUUUGUAUAAUUUCAAGCGCACUGCGCGUAUCAAAAGUCAACUCAAUGGAUCGGCCUCUCGGUCCCCGGGUUCAUGA
Talaromyces marneffei is the source of this 930-nucleotide messenger RNA. RefSeq lists its product as uncharacterized. The record is from RefSeq and is a predicted model, not a curated record. The transcript has a single exon. Gene Ontology annotation, molecular function: malonate-semialdehyde dehydrogenase (acetylating, [NAD(P)+]) activity; methylmalonate-semialdehyde dehydrogenase (acylating, NAD+) activity. Lineage: Eukaryota; Fungi; Ascomycota; Eurotiomycetes; Eurotiales; Trichocomaceae. Gene Ontology annotation, cellular component: mitochondrion. Bases 1 to 930 code for a protein of 309 amino acids. Gene Ontology annotation, biological process: thymine catabolic process; L-valine catabolic process.